AUGAAGCUCUUCAUUUUGCUAGUAUCGGUGGCCGUAGCAGCCGCUGACGGUUCUUGUAACUGUCAGUUUUCAUUUCCUGGCUAUGGAGGAGCUGGGGGGCGAGGUGCGGUAGUUGCAACACGAGUGGACGCUCAGGAGCUACGUAUUGGAAGACUCGAAGCAUCAAUCCAGAAACUCAGUGACAAAUUCUCAAGCUCAGGCAAAGACUACAAUGAGGCAAUAUCAGUACUCGACUACCUUAACGACAAAGUUGAGGAAAUUAGACCCAAGAAGUGUGCUGAUGGACAAAUUGAGUGCUUGGACAACGGGGAUUGUGUUAAUGAACUGUUGAUCUGUGAUGGCCAAAAUGAUUGUGUUGAUGGUUCUGAUGAAGAAGACAGAGUGUGCAAACUUCCAUUUGGCGUUGGCAAGGAAUACAACGGUCGUCUCCUGAGCGGUAACGAAUGUCUGAAGGGGGGUUACCCUGCCGAUGUGUCAGUUACAAUUACGUCACUAACAAGGAUGCCAUGGUUUCCUCAGAGACCCAAAGUUGACGCAAGAGUUGUCUACAAAUACAGUGAUCACGGAACGGAUGUUGCUGGGUCUUACAAGGUUCAUGGUUACUACUCCGCCGCUACAGCAACGCUGGACUUGAAUUCCAUAGAUGACGAGGAAGAUUGUGGAUUAAAAGCUAAAGUCUUGUGGCCAAGUCUAUCUAAAGGCAUAGAUAUAACUGACCAAAGUUUUAAUCCACGGAGAGAGGAACAUCAUCUUUUUAAAUAUUACCAAAAAUGGACAUUCUCCAACGUAACUUUUACCAAAUAAGGACAAUCUCAGAGCCAAAAGACGAGUGUUUUCGUUUGUGAAUAGCAUGACUACUGCCUCGAGGAAUCUCAAUAACCACUGACGUUAACAUCACAGUGGGCUGUAAAUAUGUACAUAUAAUAUUGAGCACACUUGGACUUGUAUAGAGCAACUUAUAUUACGUUGUAAAUAUUAAACAUAUUGAAUGAAAAAAUAAAUUAUUUAAC
Molecule: messenger RNA, 1010 nt
Organism: Owenia fusiformis
Lineage: Eukaryota; Metazoa; Annelida; Polychaeta; Sabellida; Oweniidae
Source: the annotation of a GenBank genome assembly